Messenger RNA from Manduca sexta (tobacco hornworm), 1857 nucleotides. Its product is annotated as synaptic vesicle glycoprotein 2B. Lineage: Eukaryota; Metazoa; Arthropoda; Insecta; Lepidoptera; Sphingidae. The coding region runs from base 280 to 1743 and encodes 487 amino acids. The transcript has 12 exons. Gene Ontology annotation, biological process: transmembrane transport. Gene Ontology annotation, molecular function: transmembrane transporter activity. The record is from RefSeq and is a predicted model, not a curated record.
ACAGCAUUUAUUUUAGUUUGAGCAUUUGACGACGACGUGCCAACAUUUUGUAUUGGAUUUUAAAUUAUAAUUACAAUAAAACACGUUUAAUAGCCUGAGAUAGAAUUUUGUGUUCGUAAAAAGACAUGUGACGACGAUUUCAUAAAAAGGGAUAUUUUAAAUAAAUUAUUCUUCCUGAGUGGUAUUGGACGAAAUACGAUAAAACUUCUGAAUAGAUCGACACUACCAAGUUCUGGACACUAGUGUACGUAUCUUUGAAAUCCCAAUAAUAUAAGAAAAAUGGAAAAUGACUUGGACAAAGCCAUUGAUCUGGCUGGACACAGUCGGCACAACAUCUUCAUUCUUUUCGUAAGCAGCUUCAUCCACUUAGCAGCUGUGUUAGAUCUCCUAGGAUACUGCGUAACUGUCCCCGCGGCGAGUUGUGACCUACAGUUAGGUCUUCUGGAAAUUAGCUUGCUAACUUCAGUGCCGUUCGCUGGGUACCUGUCCGCUCUUCCAUGGGGAUACUACGCAGACACCCACGGAAGACGAAAAGCGAUUCUAGUCUCUGCGACUAUCGGAUCUACCAUAGCUGUUAUCACCAGUUUCUCACCAUCUUUCCAAGUCAUGCUGAUACUCAAAUUAAUAGGAUGUAGUUUUUCAACAGCGUCUAUAACAAUAACGAUCACCUACCUCGGGGAGUGUACAAGCAGUGCCUAUCGAAACAAAUACAUUUUCAUAAUGAAUAGCUUCAACUUAGCAUCGGAUUUCAUUUGUUACGCUCUAGCUUAUAUAAUUUUGAGACAAGAUUUUAAAGUAGACAUACCAUUUCUAUCAAUAACUUAUCGUCCUUGGAGAUUAUUCGCUUUGGUUAUGGCGCUAAUGUUGGCUUUUGGCGCACUUAUGAUGUUUUUCCUUCACGAGAGUCCCAAGUUCCUAGCAAAUAAGGGAAGAAUUGACGAAGCGUUUCAAGUUAUGAAAACUGCCUAUGGUGUUAGCGGAACCGACGAAGACCUUGUGUUGAAAUCUCUAAUAGCAGCUGAGAAGAAACAAAUAAGAACUCAUAUGACUUUCUGGAAUUCAGUUGUUGAACAAACAGUUCCAAUAUUCCGACCGCCUUUGGUUUUGAGGACGAUACAACUAUUUUUCUUGAUGUCAGUGUGUUCGAGCACAAAUAACGUUUUCUUCAUGUGGUUUCCUACGAUGGUAAAUUCAUUUUAUUCAUCACUAUCAGACACUCAAUCGAGUUUCUGUGAAAAAGUCGUCACCAAUCUUACGAAUUCGGACGUCAGUUUAAACGAUACAUGCGACGAUACCAUAUCAAACAACACCAUAUAUUCAGGAAUGGCGUUUAGUACGUUCUUCACUGUCGUCAACUACGCUUCUUCCAGGCUUGCGACGCGGAGGAAGAUAGUUUUAAUGACCACUUUAGUUAUAUCUGGCUUGAGUGCAGUGUUAGUGGAUCUUGUAUACCAGCCCAUAGUUAGCAUGAUGUUUUUCAUAAUGAUACAAUUAUCUGGUAUCUUGGUAGGGAACGUGGCGUCGUAUUUCGUUGAUUUGUAUCCGACGUCCUACAGGGGUCUGGGGACUAGCCUUGGAUUAAUGUGUGCCAGGAUAACCUGUCUAACUGGGGUAAACAUCGUCGGUGCAACCAUAGUAAAUCAUUGCAAGAUGACGUUCUUCGGAUGGGCUAUAUUUGUAUUCUGUGGCGUAGCUGUAGCGUGGUUUUUGCCCUCGGACAAGAAAAAGCAAUUACCCACCUAAUUGCCCCUCAGGCGUUACGUAUAUCGCAGCAAGAUCUCUAUAUAAAUGAAGAUUAAUUUAAGAAUUAACAAUAAUAUUCUAUUUCUAGAAUACAUUCUUAUUUAAGAAGUAAAA